GUAUUGGUCAGCGGACAUCUGGACAGCUGGGACGUUGGGCAGGGAGCUAUGGAUGACGGUGGUGGAGCAUUUAUAUCAUGGGAAGCAUUAUCACUCAUUAAGGAUCUGGGACUUCGCCCUAAAAGGACUCUGCGCUUGGUGCUAUGGACAGGAGAAGAGCAAGGAGGAAUAGGUGCCAAGCAAUACUAUCAGUUGCACAAGGAAAAUAUCUCCAACUUUGAUAUCGUCAUGGAGUCUGAUGAGGGCACCUUCAAGCCAUCUGGGCUGGGUUUUACUGGCAAUGCUAAAGCUCGGGACAUCGUGAAAGAGAUCAUGACUCUGCUGCAGCCCAUCAACGUUACAGAUGUUUACGACAACGCAGAUGGGACAGACAUCGAUUACUGGCUGAGGGCCGGGGUGCCCGGUGCCAGCUUGCAUGAUGACAUCAAUAAAUACUUCUGGUUUCAUCAUUCUCAAGGGGACACGAUGACAGUUCAGGAUCCAAACCAGAUGAAUCUCUGUGCUGCUGUUUGGACUGUUGUCUCCUAUGUAAUUGCUGACAUGGAGGAGAUGUUGCCAAGGUAAUAAAACAGCAAGAAAGAAGAGUUCUGUUCUUCAGUAAAGAUUCUAAGUCCACUAAUGCAUGUGGACUACAGCUGUGGGAAAUUCUGUUUUUCACCUUGAUUUUGUGCAUUAUUAUUAUAUCUGUUUUCCCCAAAGAACAUGCUCUUUUGCACAUUCCUGUUUGCAGUUUUCUUUCCAUUUUGAUCUCUUCCAUUUGUGAUUUUCACUUAAAAUGGCUUCUUUUAAGUACUUUUUAAAUUUUGGAUGAAGAUAUGAUACUUCUUUGACUAUGAUAUAAUAACCAUUUGUAUGCACAGUGGUCCUGUGCAGCAGGAAAAAUAUACCAAAUAAACUUGUUGCAUCAGA
Messenger RNA from Acanthisitta chloris (rifleman), 909 nucleotides. RefSeq names its product carboxypeptidase Q-like. NCBI's taxonomy places the organism in Eukaryota, Metazoa, Chordata, Aves, Passeriformes, Acanthisittidae. The transcript is spliced from 4 exons. Bases 49 to 564 code for a protein of 171 amino acids. Gene Ontology annotation, molecular function: metallodipeptidase activity. The record is from RefSeq and is a predicted model, not a curated record. Gene Ontology annotation, biological process: proteolysis; thyroid hormone generation; peptide catabolic process.